CUCACAACAACCACACCUGCUUCACACUCACAUCAGCUUCUCUUAGCCCCGAGUCCAGUGAAGCAGCAGCUGCCUUUUUUUUUUUCAAUAUUUUGCUGUGGCACAGAAUGUGAGGGGCAGCGGUGCAGAAGAAUCAGGGAACACUAUACGCUUGUUGGAUUACAUGUGCCUCUGUGCUGGCAUGCCUGUCAGUCACACUACUUCCAGGACCCUGGACAGCAACCGUAUCCCAUUGCUGGAAAGCUCAUCAUUGUGUUCCCAACUCAAGGGGAUGCCACUUAUCCAACUUCACUGAAAGCAUGUAGGAGGGGGCUGCUCUCCAUCUCAUGCUCUCUCCUCUUUGAACAUCGGGCUCAUGGAUACAUUUUAAGAAAUGAACCCGGCAGAGGUUCUGCUGGCGAUUUUCCUGAUUGCUGCUCUUGUCGUGUCCUUACUUGCCAACCUCCUGGUGGUGAUAUGCUUCUUGUGCAGCACCGAGAUCCGCAAACAGGUCUCUGGGAUAUUCCUGGUAAAUUUAUCUCUCUGCAAUUUGCUUAUGACUAUCCUUAACAUGCCUUCCACUUUCCUGGCUAUCGUUAAGCACCAACAGCCCUUCGGCGACAGCCUGUGCCAAGCUGUAGGCUUCCUGGAAACUUUUCUGACUUCUAACACCAUGUUAAGCAUGGCAGCUCUCAGCAUAGAUAAAUGGAUUGCUGUAGUGUUCCCUUUAAGUUACACCAGCAAGAUGAGGUAUAAAGAUGCUGUGCUUAUGAUGGGCUAUUCCUGGCUCCAUUCCCUCACCUUUCCUUUGGUCUCUUACUUCUUCUCUUGGUUUGACUACAGUAGCAUGUACGCUUCUUGCUCUUUGCAUGCCAAGGAAGAGGCUGACACGAGGAGGUUUAUGGUUUUUACCAUCGUGUUCCAUGCCGCCACUUUCAUGCUCUCUCUGCUUAUUUUAUGCUUUACGUAUUUAAAGGUGUUAAAGGUGGCCCGAUUCCAUUGCAGGAGGAUAGAUAUAAUAACCAUGCAAACGCUUGUUUUGCUAGUUGAUCUGCACCCCAGUGUGAAGCAGAGAUGUCUCAGCGAGCAGAAAAGGAGAAGACAGCGGGCUACCAAGAAAAUCAGUGUUUUUAUAGGAUCUUUUGUGGUGUGUUUUGCUCCUUAUGUUGUCACCAGGUUAAUAGAACUUCUUCCCUUUGUAAAAAUAAACCGCUACUGGGGCAUUAUAAGUAAGUGCCUUGCAUACAGCAAAGCUGCGUCAGACCCUUUUGUAUAUUCCCUUCUACGCCAACAGUACAAGAACGUUCUGUUGAACAUUGUUAACAGAGUAUUAAAAAGAGAACUCUACCCUUCGUCAGGCUACAACAGCUCCCUGGAUACAGAGAAUGACUACUGUUUGCACAGACCGAGCUAAGGCCAUCCGGUUAUCCGCUGUGAUAUCAGCAACUUAGUCCUUCAACAGAGGAACACAUCAUCAUCAUCUUCACUUCUGUUAUGAAAAAGUUGCCAUAACCAAAGGUCACGGUUUUACUUUCUUCAUUUUUGUGGUCCCUCCAUGCUUCUAUCGAUGGCAGAAUUUUGGAUUUUUUUUACUACUGCCACUUAAAGGGGGUCUUCACCUUUGAGUUAACUUUU
This is a messenger RNA of Xenopus laevis (African clawed frog), 1614 nucleotides long. RefSeq names its product G protein-coupled receptor 78 S homeolog (gene gpr78.S). Gene Ontology annotation, molecular function: G protein-coupled receptor activity. The transcript is spliced from 3 exons. Gene Ontology annotation, cellular component: plasma membrane; membrane. Bases 374 to 1393 code for a protein of 339 amino acids. Gene Ontology annotation, biological process: G protein-coupled receptor signaling pathway; adenylate cyclase-activating G protein-coupled receptor signaling pathway; signal transduction. The record is from RefSeq and is a predicted model, not a curated record. NCBI's taxonomy places the organism in Eukaryota, Metazoa, Chordata, Amphibia, Anura, Pipidae.